CUUGAAAACUGGAUUGUUAAAAUGGAAACCAGACUAUGACAGUGCAGCUACAGAAUAUUCCAAGGCAGCUGUUGCUUUUAAAAAUGCCAAACAAUUUGAACAAGCAAAAGAAGCUUAUUUUAAAGAAGCUCUAUCCCAUGAAAAUAAUAAAGCCUUCUUCCAUGCUGCAAAGGCUUAUGAACAAGCAGGAAUGAUGUUAAAGGAGAUGCAAAAACAUCAUGAUGCAGUGGAACUGAUUCAGAAAGCCAGCAUGAUGUACCUGGAGAAUGGAACCCCUGACACAGCUGCUAUUGCACUUGAUCGGGCUGGAAAGGUAAUAGAAAACAUAAAUCCAGACAAAGCUAUACAGCUAUAUCAGCAAACAGCUUCAGUAUUUGAAAAUGAAGAACGUUUACGGCAAGCAGUUGAAAUGUAUGGAAAGGCUUCAAGGCUUUUAGUUAGAGGCCGAAGACUAGAUGAGGCUGCGCAAUCUAUUCAAAAAGAAAAGAGUAUUUAUAAAGAUAUUGAAAACUAUGCAACGUGUUACAAAAAAACUAUUGCCCAGGUCUUAGUACACCUUCAUAGAAAUGACUACGUUGCUGCAGAAAAAUGUGUCAGGGAGAGCUAUAGCAUACCAGGCUUUACAGAAAGUGAAGACUAUGCAGCCCUGGAGCAGCUCCUAGAAGGGUAUGAUCAACAAGAUCAGGACCAAGUAUCAGAUGUUUGCAAUUCUCCACUCUUUAAGUAUAUGGACAAUGAU
Molecule: messenger RNA, 739 nt
Organism: Thamnophis sirtalis
Lineage: Eukaryota; Metazoa; Chordata; Lepidosauria; Squamata; Natricidae
Source: RefSeq, a predicted model, not a curated record